GGGGCCGGCCCGGGCGGCUCCUCCCCAGGCGGCGGCUGCUGGAGCCUCGUCCGGUGCGGGGCUCGCGCGACAGGCCCGGGCGGAGCGGCCGCUGCAGCCGCCGGCGCGACGGGAGCCGCCAUGCCGAGCAAGAAGAAGAAGUACAACGCCCGAUUCCCGCCGGCUCGGAUCAAGAAGAUCAUGCAGACGGAUGAAGAAAUUGGAAAAGUGGCUGCUGCAGUCCCAGUGAUCAUUUCGAGAGCACUGGAGCUGUUCCUGGAGUCGCUGUUGAAGACUGCCUGUCACGUCACCCAAUCCAGGAACGCCAAAACGAUGACAACGUCCCACCUGAAACAAUGCAUAGAACAGGAGCAGCAGUUCGAUUUCCUCAAAGACCUCGUGGCUUCGGUGCCCGACAUGCAAGGCGACGCCGAGGACAACCACAUGGAAGGCGGAGAGAAGGUUUCCCGUCGGGGCCGGAAACCUGGCAGCGGGCGGAGAAACGGUGGCACGGCAGGGAAAGGAAAGGAUCCGAAGCAAUCCGGCACAGACUCGGAACAGGACGAUGAUUCGGAAGAGAGUGAAAGCAACGGAGAAGAGGAAGCUUUGCCGAUGAUCCCGUCUACACAACCAGCUACUACACAUCUUUCUCCAGCCCUUGCACCCUACCUCCAUUUUACAGGCCCUCCCCUCCCCGCUGCCCCCUUGCCUGUAGCGGCUCCGACAGGAACAGUUCCGGUUGCACUUCCGCUCGCGUCAUCGAUCGCGCCGGUCCAGGCAGGAGAAGAGGAAGAUUAUGACUCUUAACCCCCACCCCCCAUCCUUCCCAGUUCCGUUUUCACUGCUGCCAUUUGGGGUGGGAGGGGGGGUUGGUGGGGGGGAAAUCACAGGGAGUUUGAAAGGGGUUGUUCUUAAAUUUAUUAAAAAAGAGAAAAGUC
Molecule: messenger RNA, 917 nt
Organism: Thamnophis elegans (Western terrestrial garter snake)
Lineage: Eukaryota; Metazoa; Chordata; Lepidosauria; Squamata; Natricidae
Gene: DRAP1
Product: DR1 associated protein 1
Exons: 7
Coding region: 121-786 (221 amino acids)
Biological process (GO): transcription by RNA polymerase II; negative regulation of transcription by RNA polymerase II; positive regulation of transcription by RNA polymerase II
Cellular component (GO): negative cofactor 2 complex; nucleus
Molecular function (GO): core promoter sequence-specific DNA binding; RNA polymerase II general transcription initiation factor activity; transcription coactivator activity
Source: RefSeq, a predicted model, not a curated record